Messenger RNA from Balaenoptera ricei (Rice's whale), 2237 nucleotides. RefSeq names its product MAGUK p55 scaffold protein 3 (gene MPP3). The record is from RefSeq and is a predicted model, not a curated record. Gene Ontology annotation, molecular function: protein binding. Lineage: Eukaryota; Metazoa; Chordata; Mammalia; Artiodactyla; Balaenopteridae. Bases 111 to 1868 code for a protein of 585 amino acids. Gene Ontology annotation, cellular component: cell-cell junction; plasma membrane. The transcript is spliced from 19 exons.
AAGGCGGAGCCAGCGGCGGCCGAGGCUCCCGGCACCCGCUCGGCUCCCGGUCUGGAGCUGAGAUUCCGGCGCGCCGAGAAUCCACAGGCAGAGAUCUGACCAGCACAGACAUGCCGGUGCUGUCCGAGGACUCUGGUUUGCAUGAAACCCUGGCACUACUGACCUCUCAGCUCAGACCUGACUCCAACCAGAAGGAAGAGAUGGGCUUCCUGAGGGAUGUUUUCAGUGAAAAAAGCCUCAGCUAUUUAAUGAAGAUUCACGAGAAGCUUCGCUAUUACGAGAGGCAAAGUCCAACCCCCGUUCUGCACAGCGCUGUGGCCCUUGCCGAGGAUGUGAUGGAGGAGCUGCAGGCCGCCUCCAUGCACAGUGACGAGAGGGAACUGCUCCACCUGCUGUCCACCCCUCACCUCAGGGCCAUGCUCAUGGUACAUGACACGGUUGCCCAGAAGAAUUUUGACCCCGUUCUCCCCCCUCUGCCCGAUAAUAUUGAUGAGGAUUUUGAUGAAGAAUCAGUGAAGAUUGUCCGCCUGGUGAAAAACAAGGAACCCCUGGGGGCCACCAUCCGGCGGGAUGAGCACUCAGGGGCUGUCGUGGUGGCCAGGAUCAUGCGAGGGGGCGCAGCAGACCGGAGCGGCCUGGUCCACGUUGGAGACGAGCUCCGGGAAGUGAACGGGAUCACGGUCCUGCACAAGCGGCCUGACGAGAUUAGCCAGAUUCUGGCGCAGUCCCAGGGGUCCAUCACCCUGAAAAUCAUCCCAGCCACCCAGGAGGAGGACCGCUUGAAGGACAGCAAGGUGUUCAUGCGGGCCCUCUUCCACUACAACCCUCGGGAGGACCGGGCCAUCCCCUGCCAGGAGGCAGGCCUGCCCUUCCAGCGUAGGCAGGUCCUGGAAGUGGUGAGCCAGGACGACCCCACGUGGUGGCAGGCCAAGCGAAUGGGGGACACCAACCUUCGAGCUGGCCUCAUCCCCUCCAAGCAGUUCCAGGAAAGGCGACUAAGCUACCGGAGAGCCACGGGCACCCUGCCGAGCCCCCAGAGCCUCAAGAAGCCCCCGUAUGAUCAGCCUUGUGACAAAGAGACCUGUGACUGUGAGGGGUAUUUCAAAGGACACUACGUGGCUGGUCUUCGGAGGAGCUUCCGGCUGGGCCGCAGGGAGAGACUGGGAAGCCCGCAGGAAGGAAAGACAUCCGCAGUGGCCGAGUCUCCGGAGCUGCCGACCUACGAGGAGGUGACCAGGUACCAGCACCAGCCCGGCGAGCAGCCCCGCCUGGUGGUUCUGAUCGGGUCUCUGGGAGCCCGACUGCACGAGCUGAAGCAGAAGGUGGUGGCAGAGAACCCACAGCACUUUGGUGUUGCCGUUCCACAUACCACCAGGCCCAGGAAGAGCCAUGAGGAGGAUGGGGUGGAAUAUCACUUCGUCUCUAAGCAAGCAUUUGAGGCCGACUUGCAUCACAACAAGUUCCUGGAGCACGGUGAAUAUAAGGAAAACCUCUAUGGAACCAGCCUGGAAGCCAUUCAGGUUGUGAUGGCCAAAAACAAAGUGUGUUUGGUGGACGUGGAGCCAGAUGCACUGCCACAACUGAGGACCUCAGAGUUUAAACCCUACGUUAUAUUUGUAAAGCCUGCAAUUCAGGAAAAGAGGAAGACGCCACCCAUGUCCCCAGCUUGUGAGGAUGCAGCAGCCCCACUUGAUGAGGAGCAGCAAGAGAUGGCCGCCUCUGCUGCCUUCAUAGACCAGCAUUACGGGCACCUGGUAGACGCUGUGUUGGUGAAGGAGGACCUCCAGAGUGCGUACAGCCAGCUCAGAGUGCUCUUAGAGAGGCUGAGCAAGGACACUCACUGGGUACCUAUUAGUUGGGUCAGGUAACUGUAUCCUAGAACAUCCAGGUUGGAGGGGACCUGGAAGACCACCUGGUCCAGGCUCCCCCAUGUUACCAUCAAGGAAUCUCAAGCGAGAGGGGCAGAAUUUUCCAUAAACUUCAUCAUCAAGAAGAGUCUAUGUGGGGAGUCUUGUUUGUUGCUGGUUUUUGUCUGUGGCUUUUCACUGCACCCCUUUGGAGCUGAAAAUACAAGUCGAAAGGGAGCAUAUCACAAAAUAACACAUGUCUUUCAUUAAAGUAUCACAGGCAAGUUGACCCUGAUUCUCUGUACCAAAGUUGAGUAGCCACUGUCUUUUGGAGGGUGGUGGUGGUGAAUGUAUACAGUACCAAUUUGCAGAGGUAUUUAAGCUUUAUAA